AUGCCCAAAUUCUUCCACUGGAUUCGUGGAAGGCUGUUCCUGUUCCUGGAUCACUUAGUGCAGCUACAAGAGCUGUACAGAGGUGGUCAUUCAUUAGCAAUCUCCAGCAUGAUUGCACUGGACGCGUCGCAAUUAGUGUUGCGUAUUUCUAAAGAUGAGUGCAUAGAUAAUAUAAUAGCGUUGCCUUUAUUAGAUUUGUUUCAGGCAUAUAUUAUAGAAUCGACAGAAGAAGAUUUCCUAUGAUACAACAGCUUGAGAAAUCAUGGGAAGAAGAUUUUCUAUAA
Molecule: messenger RNA, 284 nt
Organism: Heterotrigona itama
Lineage: Eukaryota; Metazoa; Arthropoda; Insecta; Hymenoptera; Apidae
Source: the annotation of a GenBank genome assembly